Dermochelys coriacea (leatherback sea turtle) is the source of this 2719-nucleotide messenger RNA. It is a transcript of the gene SV2B, whose product is annotated as synaptic vesicle glycoprotein 2B. Gene Ontology annotation, cellular component: membrane. Lineage: Eukaryota; Metazoa; Chordata; Testudines; Dermochelyidae. The record is from RefSeq and is a predicted model, not a curated record. Gene Ontology annotation, molecular function: transmembrane transporter activity. Gene Ontology annotation, biological process: transmembrane transport; chemical synaptic transmission.
UCUUGCUGUGGUGGUAGUGAUGCAGGUAUGACACAGCCCUGUUCUCCCUCCGCUGGGAUCUCCUCUGGUGCAUCAUUAACAUGCACUGGCUGGCUGGACUGCAUCAUUGUUAUAGGAGACUCCUGUGCAGUGCAGCCCUCUUUCUUAGAACUCCAGCACAGAACUGAGCGCAGAGCUGCAGCAGAAGCAAAUAACUUCACAUUACAGGGCAUGACCUUCAUCAACACAAUGGAUCAGAAAAAAGAACAACCUACCAAGUCUUCCUAGCUCCUGGUUGUACAAAGUUGCUGAUCCCUCACAUAUCUCCAGUCAACAGUCCCAACUACACCUUCCCUCCUACUGAAAGAAGCAAGUCAACAAAGUCUAGCUCAAACUUGAAACGUUACUAAAAGCCCUGUAAAAAACUCUCCCUGAAAGUUUACAGUCAUUCUCUUUGUGAGCUCAGUGCACUGUGCAUCAGAUUCCAGAUCAGAGGGAAGUUAUGUUUGUGUAGCUAGUAGCAGAGAGUGCACAAACACGCGUAUAUAUUCGAGAUUAUACACACCGCACUAUACUGUGUGUAGAAGUAUAUGCUCAGAAUGGAUGAUCGGUAUAGAAACAACGCAAAUCUGUAUCAAGGGGCUAAGGACAUCGCUAGAGAGGUGAACCAGGUGUCAGAUGACUACCGGUAUCAGGAUGGUAACUAUGAAAGGUAUGCACCUUCGGAUGGCUAUCACCAUGAUGGAAAUGGGCCAACCCAAGAAGAGGAUGCCCAGAGCGAUGCCACGGAAGGCCAUGAUGAGGAUGAUGAGGUCUAUGAAGGAGAAUACCAGGGCAUCCCUCAUCCAGAUGAUAUUAAGGGCAAACAGAAGAAGAAAGCCCCUGCCAUGGCCGAUGAGUUUAGAGACAAGGCUGAGCUCAUAGCCGAGCGGAUGGAGGAUGAGGAGCAGCUUGCCCACCAGUAUGAGAACAUCAUCGAGGAGUGUGGCCACGGGCGCUUCCAGUGGACACUCUUCUUUGUUUUAGGCUUGGCACUAAUGGCAGACGGGGUGGAGGUGUUUGUGGUUGGCUUUGUUCUGCCCAGUGCUGAGAAGGAUAUGUGCUUGUCCAGCUCAAACAAAGGGAUGCUAGGGCUCAUAGUCUACCUGGGAAUGAUGGUGGGAACUGUCAUUUGGGGUGGCCUGGCAGAUAAACUGGGAAGGAGGAAAUGCCUCAUCACAUCACUCACAAUCAACGCUGCCUUUGCAUUCCUCUCCUCCUUCGUCCAGGGAUAUGGAUUCCUCUUCUGCCGCCUUAUUUCCGGCUUCGGCAUUGGGGGAUCCCUCCCCAUCGUCUUUGCUUAUUUCUCUGAAUUCCUUUCUCGUGAGAAGAGGGGGGAACACCUGAGCUGGCUCUGCAUGUUCUGGAUGAUUGGUGGCAUUUAUGCCUCUGCAAUGGCUUGGAGCAUCAUUCCACACUACGGCUGGGGUUUCAGCAUGGGAACCAAGUACCAAUUCCACAGCUGGAGGGUAUUUGUAAUCGUCUGUGCUCUGCCCUGUAUCUCUUCACUGGUGGCACUUAAAUUCAUGCCGGAAAGUCCACGUUUUUUGCUAGAGAUAGGUAAACAUGAUGAAGCCUGGAUGAUUCUCAAGCAAGUUCAUGAUACCAACAUGCGGGCUAAGGGGGAGCCGGAGAGAGUGUUCACAGUGAGCCACAUCAAAACUCCAAAGCAAAUAGAUGAGUUUAUUGAAAUCCAGAGCUCAACAGGGACAUGGUACCAGCGCUGGUUGGUCAGAUUCACGACCACAUUCAAACAGGUCUGGGACAACCUGUUGUAUUGCUUGACAGCCCAGUACAGGAUGAAUACACUGAUUCUGGCUGUGGUUUGGUUUUCAAUGGCCUUUAGUUACUAUGGGCUUACUGUCUGGUUCCCUGACAUGAUCCGAUAUCUCCAGAAUGAGGAGUAUGAAUCCCGACUGAAAAUCUUCGAGCGGGAACGUAUAGAUCACUUCACCUUCAACUUCACAGUGGAAAACCAGAUCCAUAGGAAUGGGGCAUUUGUCAAUGAUAAGUAAGUGAAUAUGAAAUUCAAAUAUGUGACGUUUGGCGUGCUGUUUGAGGAAUGCUAUUUUGAAGAUGUGACAGCCAUCGAGACCUUCUUCAAAAACUGCACCAUUAUAUCCACUGUCUUCUAUAACACGGAUCUUUAGGAAACACAAUUCAUCGAGUGCAGGUUUAUAAACUGCAUCCUGGACCAGAAGGAGGGAUGUCACCUGGACUUCGAGCAGGAAACACUUCUAAUUUAUCUCGUCAGUUUCCUGGGUAGUUUGUCCGUGUUGCCUGGCAACAUCAUCUCAGCACUGCUCAUGGACAAAAUAGGAAGGAUAAAGAUGAUUGGUGGCUCGAUGCUGAUUUCUGCAGUGUGCUGCUUCUUUCUGUUCUUUGGCAAUAGUGAGUCUGCGAUGAUUGGCUUGCAGUGUCUGUUCUGUGGGACCAGCAUUGCUGCCUGGAAUGCCCUGGACGUGAUCACCGUGGAGCUCUAUCCCACCAGUAAAAGAUCAACAGCCUUUGGCAUCCUCAAUGGUCUCUGCAAGAUUGGUGCCAUCCUGGGGAACUCUAUCUUUGCCUCCUUUGUUGGGAUAACCAAAGUGGUUCCCAUUCUUCUGGCCUCCUCUGCGCUGGUUGCGGGAGGGCUGCUAGCCCUGAGGCUACCCGAGACUCGAGAACAGGUUCUGAUGUGAGAAAUUGGGCAGCAGGGAAA